AUGGGUAUCUUCUUAUGGAUUGGCAAAGAAUCAAAUCAGGUGGAGAGGAAGGAGGCGUUGGCAACAGCUCAAGAAUAUCUGCAGACCCACCCCAGCGGGAGGGAUGUUGAUACCCCCAUCCUCAUAGUCAAGCAAGGUUUCGAGCCCCCCAACUUCACAGGGUGGUUCUUGGCUUGGGACCCAUACCGAUGGAGUGAAGGAAAGACAUAUGAACAGCUGAAGAAGGAACUGGGAGAUGCAGCCAAUAUCGUCAGAAUCACAGCGGAGUUGAACGACGCAUCCUUGGGGCUCCAACGUUCCAAAAAUAGCGCCUGCCAAACCUACCCGCUGGAGAUUCUUUUGGGUUGCUGUGAUGAACUACCGGAAGAUGUGGACCCUGCGAAGAAAGAGGAUUUCCUCUCGGAAGAAGACUUUGUGAGAGUCUUUGGAAUGAAGAGGGACGAUUUUGCCGCUCUCCCAACCUGGAAGCAGCUCCACCUGAAGAAAGAAAGAGGGCUUUUCUGAGGGGGAUGGGAGCGACGGCUUGCAAAGCUGGAGGAAGAGCCACCCAGACUUAGCUACAUUCAGCUUGAAACAGACCCCCACGUCCAGAAGCGUCUUAGCCCAACACAGGACAUGCUUUCAACCAUAUAUCAAAGUUAUGCCAAAUUAUGCUUUGAAAGUCUCCCCAUCUUCUGCUUCGAGGCAGCUACUGUCCAAAUUAAAGGGGAAAGGAGGAAUACAUUACCUGCCAUGGUCAGGACUGCUGGCGAAACCAGCCUGGAAGAAGUAGGCAGAAGCUUUGUAAUAGGCUUGCCAUCCUCCAGGUAGAGCCUGGAGAUCUCCUCGAAUGACAACUGAACUCCACAUUACAGAGAUCAGUUCCCCAGGCAAAAAUGGCCAUUUUGGAGAGCCCCUUUAUGAUUAAGGUCCCUUCCAAGGUUCCACUGCCCCCCUCAUCCCAUUCUGCCCUGGGAUGAGGCCUCUUCCAUGCAAAUAAGUAGCCCCCCAAUGACUGCUAGAAAUCUGCUAAAAAUGUGCUAGAAAUCCGAACCACAUGGAGGCCACAUAUGACUUUUUGGUUUGUGUAAACAGGGCCUGGGUUUAUGCAUUACAGGCAUUAAAACUGGCAUCGAUGUCAAAGAUAGCUUACUGCCUCCUACCAAGUGGCUAAAACCCCAGUGGACACAAAAGUCUACCCACCCCAGUCUGACUUCCAGUGGGAGCAAGGGGGACUGGAAGAAGUGUUUGAGCUAUUUGGAGGGGGGGGGAGUUUAAUGAAGAAGGAUGGCUUACACGUUUCCUAAUAAAAAAAUUAUGCUGCUCCUCUAGGUCCAUGCGAGGCUAAUCAUUUGGACAACUCUAAUCACAAUAAAGAGAGUAAA
This is a messenger RNA of Sphaerodactylus townsendi, 1364 nucleotides long. RefSeq names its product advillin-like. Bases 1 to 504 code for a protein of 167 amino acids. Gene Ontology annotation, biological process: barbed-end actin filament capping; cytoskeleton organization; actin polymerization or depolymerization. Gene Ontology annotation, molecular function: phosphatidylinositol-4,5-bisphosphate binding; actin filament binding. The transcript is spliced from 5 exons. Gene Ontology annotation, cellular component: cytoplasm; actin cytoskeleton. NCBI's taxonomy places the organism in Eukaryota, Metazoa, Chordata, Lepidosauria, Squamata, Sphaerodactylidae. The record is from RefSeq and is a predicted model, not a curated record.